This is a messenger RNA of Sorex araneus (European shrew), 1438 nucleotides long. RefSeq names its product angiopoietin like 3 (gene ANGPTL3). The record is from RefSeq and is a predicted model, not a curated record. Lineage: Eukaryota; Metazoa; Chordata; Mammalia; Eulipotyphla; Soricidae. Gene Ontology annotation, biological process: phospholipid catabolic process; triglyceride homeostasis; cholesterol homeostasis.
AAUUCCUUGAAAUUGAAUAAUUUGGGUAAAAAUGUACACGAUCAAGGUCUUUCUUUUCAUCAUUCCUCUAGUUAUUUCUUCCAGAAUUGACCAAGAUUAUUCAACACUUGAUUCGGCAUCUCCAGAGCCAAACUCAAGAUUUGCUAUGCUAGAUGAUGUGAAAAUCUUAGCCAAUGGCCUCCUUCAGUUGGGACACGGUCUCAAAGACUUUGUCCAUAAAACCAAGGGCCAAAUUAAUGACAUAUUUCAAAAACUCAACAUAUUCGAUCAGUCUUUUUAUGACCUGUCCUUGCAAACUAAUGAAAUCAAAGAAGAAGAAAAGGAACUUAGAAAAACCACAUCCAAACUGCAAAUCAAAAAUGAAGAAGUAAAGAAUAUGUCUCUUGAACUCAACUCAAAACUCGAAAAUCUCCUAGAGGAAAAAAUUCUACUUCAACGAAAAGUGAAAUAUUUGGAGGAACAAUUAACUCACUUAAUUAAAGAGCAACCUGAAAUUCAGGAAUACCCAGAAGUAACUUCACUUAAAACUUUUGUAGAACAGCAAGACAACAGCAUUAGAGACCUUCUCCACACCGUGGAAGAACAAUACAGACAAUUAAACCAGCAGCACAGCCAAAUAAAAGAAAUAGAAAAUCAGCUAAGAAGAACGGGUGCGAUUCAAGAAUCCACAGAAAAUUCUUUUUCUACCAAAGCAAGAGCACCAAGAACUACUCCUGGUCUUCACUUGAAUCAAACAACAAAUGCAGAAUAUGAUGAGAUUCCUGUUGAUUGCACCACCAUUUAUAAAAGAGGAAAACACAUAAGUGGUAUUUACUCCAUUAGACCCAGAAACUCUCAAGCUUUUCAUGUCUACCAACAUCACGCAUUAUAUUUAGGUAGUUCAUGGACUCUACUUAAGCAUCUAAUAGACGGAUCACAAAAUUUCAGUGAAACUUGGAAAAACUACCAAUAUGGUUUGGGGAAGCUUGAUGGAGAAUUUUGGUUGGGUCUAGAGAAGAUAUACUCCAUAGUAAAGCAAUCUAUUUACAUUUUACAAAUUCAGCUAGAAGACUGGAAAGAUAACAAGCAUCUCCUCGAAUAUUCCUUCCACUUGGGCAAUCAUGAAACUAACUACAGGUUAAACCUGGCUGAGAUUACUGGCAAUGUGCCCAGGGCCCUUCCAGAACACAAUGAUUUGAUGUUUUCCACUUGGGAUCACAGAGUGAAAGGAUACUUCAGCUGCACUGAAAGUUACUCAGGAGGCUGGUGGUGGAAUUAUAAAUUCCAGGAAAAUAACCUAAAUGGCAAUUACAACAAGCCCAAAGCCAAAGCUAAACUGGAGGAGAAAAGAAGAAUUUGCUGGAAAACUCAAAACAAAACGCUACACUUGAUCAAGUCAACCAAAAUGCUGAUCCAUCCAAAAAACAGAUUCAAUUACAGCAGCUUCGAUUUAAGAUGA